UUCCAUUAUACCUAGAAAAUAAAUUUUAUUAGACAUUAUGCUAGAUCCAAUUUGGAACUUUGCAUUGUACACUUCUUUAAUGCAUAGUUCAUAACUUCUCCUUCUAGACCACAGUGUUCUAGAAUAUGUCUUGCAACUGUUUUAAGAAGCACCCCAAAGUUUUAGAAAGAAAAUAUUUUUAUAAUGGUGUGAAAUCACCUUAAUGAAAUCACAAACUUCACAAAAUAUUUUAGCCUCCUACAACGAUGCUAAAUUCUAAACCUAAGUCCAUUUUGUAAAUUAUUUCCUAGUUUAAACUGAGUUUAGACACUGUGGAACUCAAAGCCAAAUUAUCAGAUCCCACCUUCUUUGAAAUUCCCUUGCUUUGAUAGUAACUGCUUCCUUCCUCAGUCAUUUUCUAAUUAGCAAAGCUCUUGAAGAUCUUUCUCAGGAAUCUUUCCUACCAUUCAUUCCCUCUUUAAUCGCCCUGCCAAAAUCUUUUCCUAACUGAGCCUUUUUUCUUUAAAUAGCUCAAUUUUGUUGUUUUAAGUCAAAAAUCAUAAACUCAUGCUACAUCUAGAUUAUACAUUCCAGAAACAGGGAUCUGUUCUCUUUCCUGCUUUUCCUGUUUCUCCUGAGGACCCAGUAAUGUACCCCUGUAUGCAACAAAUGCUUACUGACAACUCUCCAGUAGGCUGAUUCCAUCUGACUUUUUCAUCCAUUCAAUGAUUAUUUGUUAAAUAUUAAUACCAAGUGUGUGUCAAUCAUAGUGCUAGACUCUAGAUAUACACCAAGUGAAUGAAACAGACUUGGCCCCUGCCUUUAAAGACCUGAGAGUCCAGUGAUGAAGCUUACAUAAUGAGAACUUCCCCUGACACACAUUUUAUCCAGUAAAGAUACACAUAUGUGUAUAAAAAAAUUGAUUAAUUAACAUUUUCCCUCAUGGACUUUAGCCUGAGUUGCAGCCAACUAGUAUAAACCAAGAUUUUCCUUUUAUGAUUUACAAUUUAAGUGGCAAACUGUGACUCACAAGACCUUUCCAGCCCUCAGCAUAAGGGCUGAUAAUUCAUCCUUCAUUUCUCAAAGGGGAAGUUACUAACAAAAUGUGAUCGAGGCCAUUGGUAUUGGACCCAUAUGUGUUUUAGUUACUAUUCUUUCCCAUCUCAUAGAAAAUGACAUCAAGAAAUUGUAAAGUGUUUAAAUACCACUGACACAACACUUACACUUAAAUCUCCCUUCAAAUCCAGUGAACCAUACUAAGCUGUCACCUGUGUCCCUCUCCCUCCCCACAGAAUAAGAGCCUCUCUCCUAGGGAAGCCCUCGCUGAUCCCUGCUGAGCCUGCUUUAAGAUCAUUCCACGUCCAUCCCCUCUUGUAACUAAGAAAUCUUAGACUGUGUGUACCCACUUGGAGAAACACGAAGAGGACUCUCACUUUUUCAGUUACCUCUGGAGAUUGGAAGCAGGGUAGACAGAGUCAGGUGUGGAAUGAAACUUCCUCAAUGUGCACAUGGUACAGUUUUGACUUUUAAAGCUUCAGAAUGCACAAAAUUUUAAAAGAAAAAAAAUUACAGAAAAUAGAGGCAAUAUGUUGAGAAAAUGAAAAUGGCCAGAGGAGAUAGUAGAGCCAAUAUUUCAUUGGCAAUCAUUAUUCUUUAUCUCAUCUUUCUGGACCCCCCAAUGUUUCCCUGGAAUAGCUUAUGAGAUUUCAGUUAACCAUCCACCCACAGAGAACAGUAGCAAAUCUGAGUCAACAAAAGGCCCUUGCCACUUAAGUUCAGAUUCCUUGGCAAUCUUUCAAAGUUUGUCUUUGGCAGACCUCGGUGCAACUUCGUAAGCAUAUGAUGUCCUUGAGUUCAUCUUUAGGUACUUUAUCCAGCUUUUGUAUCUUUGACACAGUACAAGACUCCCUAAGACCAUGCCAAGCUUCUGACUCCAACUAUAGGUCUGUGUUAGAGAGUCAUACCUGAAAAAUCAAGUGUGUCACAUCCAGACCUGUAUGACAUCAGUGCUGAUAAAGAGGAAAAUGUGUGUUUGGAGGGAGGAAGGAUGUAAGGAGCCAGCAGCUUGGUGGAGGUGAAGUUUUCUCCUUGUCUUUGGUUGCUUGAUUUUGUCAGUGUUUUCUACCAUCCCUGAGCACACAAAACUGGCCUCAAGUUGCCUCUUGAUUCUGGAGUUCGUGAUGAUUGUCGUCUUUGGUUUGGAGUUCAUCAUUCGAAUCUGGUCUGCGGGUUGCUGUUGUCGGUAUAGAGGAUGGCAAGGAAGAUUGAGGUUUGCCCGAAAGCCCUUCUGUGUUAUAGAUACCAUUGUUCUUAUUGCUUCAAUAGCAGUUGUUUCUGCAAAAACUCAGGGUAAUAUUUUUGCCACGUCUGCACUCAGAAGUCUCCGUUUCCUACAGAUCCUCCGUAUGGUGCGCAUGGACCGAAGGGGAGGCACUUGGAAAUUACUGGGUUCAGUGGUUUAUGCUCACAGCAAGGAAUUAAUCACGGCUUGGUACAUAGGAUUUUUGGUUCUUAUUUUUUCAUCUUUCCUUGUCUACCUGGUGGAAAAGGAUGCCAAUAAAGAGUUUUCUACAUAUGCAGAUGCUCUCUGGUGGGGCACGAUUACAUUGACUACUAUUGGCUAUGGAGACAAAACUCCCUUGACUUGGCUGGGAAGAUUGCUUUCUGCAGGCUUUGCACUCCUUGGCAUUUCGUUCUUUGCACUUCCUGCCGGCAUUCUUGGCUCAGGCUUUGCAUUAAAAGUACAAGAACAGCAUCGCCAGAAACACUUUGAGAAAAGAAGAAACCCAGCCGCCAACCUCAUUCAGUGUGUUUGGCGUAGUUAUGCAGCUGAUGAGAAAUCUGUUUCCAUUGCAACCUGGAAGCCACACUUGAAGGCCUUGCACACCUGCAGCCCUACCAAGAAAGAACAAGGGGAAGCAUCAAGCAGUAAGUUCUAUAGUGAUAAGCAGAAGCUCUUCAGAAUGUACACCUCACGGAAGCAGAGUCAGAAGCUAAGUUUUAAGGAGCGAGUGCGCAUGGCUAGCCCGAGGGGCCAGAGUAUUAAGAGCCGACAAGCCUCAGUAGGGGACAGGAGGUCCCCGAGCACCGACAUCACAGCCGAGGGCAGCCCCACCAAAGUGCAGAAGAGCUGGAGCUUCAACGACCGAACCCGCUUCCGGCCUUCGCUGCGCCUCAAAAGUUCUCAGCCCAAACCAGUGAUAGACGCUGACACAGCACUUGGCACUGACGACGUGUAUGAUGAAAAAGGAUGCCAGUGUGAUGUAUCAGUGGAAGACCUCACUCCACCUCUUAAAACUGUCAUUCGAGCUAUCAGAAUUAUGAAAUUUCAUGUUGCAAAACGGAAGUUUAAGGAAACAUUACGCCCAUAUGAUGUAAAAGAUGUCAUCGAACAAUAUUCCGCUGGUCACCUGGACAUGUUGUGUAGAAUUAAAAGCCUUCAAACACGUGUUGAUCAAAUUCUUGGAAAAGGGCAAAUCACAUCAGAUAAGAAGAGCCGAGAAAAAAUAAUGGCAGAACAUGAGACCACAGAUGACCUCAGUAUGCUCGGCCGGGUGGUCAAGGUUGAAAAACAGGUACAGUCCAUCGAGUCCAAGCUGGACUGCCUACUUGACAUCUACCAACAGGUCCUCCGGAAAGGCUCUGCCUCCGCCCUCACUUUGGCUUCAUUCCAGAUCCCACCUUUUGAAUGUGAACAGACAUCUGACUAUCAGAGCCCCGUGGAUAGCAAAGACCUGUCCAGUUCCGCACAGAACAGUGGCUGCUUAUCCAGAUCAGCUAGUGCCAACAUCUCGAGAGGCCUGCAGCUCAUUCUGACGCCAAAUGAGUUCAGUGCUCAGACCUUCUACGCGCUUAGCCCUACUAUGCAUAGUCAAGCAACACAGGUGCCAAUGAGUCAAAGCGAUGGCUCUGCAGUGGUGGCCACCAACAACAUUGCAAACCAAAUAAACACGGCACCCAAGCCAGCAGCCCCAACAACUUUACAGAUCCCACCUCCUCUCCCAGCCAUCAAGCAUCUGCCCAGGCCAGAGACCCUGCACCCGAACCCCGCAGGCUUACAGGAAAGCAUUUCUGACGUCACCACCUGCCUUGUUGCCUCCAAGGAAAAUGUUCAGGUUGCACAGUCAAAUCUGACCAAGGACCGUUCUCUGAGGAAAAGCUUUGACAUGGGAGGAGAAACUCUGUUGUCUGUCCGCCCCAUGGUGCCGAAGGACUUGGGCAAAUCUUUGUCUGUACAAAACCUGAUCAGGUCGACUGAGGAACUGAACAUACAGCUUUCAGGGAGUGAGUCCAGUGGCUCCAGAGGCAGCCAAGAUUUUUACCCCAAAUGGAGGGAAUCCAAAUUGUUCAUAACUGAUGAAGAGGUGGGCCCCGAAGAGACAGAGACAGACACUUUCGACACCGCACCGCAGCCUGCCAGGGAAGCUGCUUUUGCGUCAGACUCUCUAAGGACUGGAAGAUCACCUCCAUCUCAGAGCAUUUGUAAGGCAGGAGAAAGUACAGACGCCCUCAGCUUGCCUCAUGUCAAACUGAAAUAAGUUCUUUGUUUUCUUUCCAGGCAUAGCAGUUCCUUUAGCCAUACAUAUCAUUGCAUGAACUAUUUUGAAAGCCCUUCUAAAAAGUUGAAAUUGCAAGAAUCAGGAAGAAUAUGAAAGGCAGUUUAUAAGCCCGUAAUCUUUUAAUUGCAUGAAAAUGCAUGUUUAGGGAUGGCUGAAAUUCCAAGGUGCAUCGACAUUAACCCAUUCACUUAGUAAUGUACCUUGAGUUAAAAAGCCUGGGAAACCAAACACAGCUAAUGCUAGGGGGUGUACGAAUAUGUCACGAUUAGGUCAUUUAGGAGAUUUGAUGCUGUAAUUUCAAAAUUAUGGGAGUAAACACCUUCAAAUUUCAGGCAUUUCUGCUUUGUGACUAAAUAUAAAAUACAUUUUCAAAAUUAGGCCAUAAUGUAUAUUUAAACACAAUGGCUAUCAACAGCUGCUAACAAGGUAUCAAGUAAAGCAGAAUUUGGGAAUAAUAGAAAUGGCUGCUUAUUUCAAGAUAUAUUUGCCAACCCAUUCCUAUUCAGUCAUUUUAUUAUUAAUGUAAUUUGAAUGUCAAUUUGUGUGCUUUUGGUGAUUUAGCGCUGUGGCAAGCAAUUUUGCACAUCAUUUUCAUGUUGUCCUUUAUGACAAGAAUGUUCUUCAAUUAGAAAAUGUGCAAAUGAUGAAAUUCGGGGCCAGUGGGGCAAAUAGACUAUUUGACAUAUUUGACUUUAUGGAAACAUAUUCCCUGAUGGCAGAAUCAACUGUAUAAGUGGUCAACUUCUACACAAGCAUGUGAAAUACUGAUUGGUAGGACAGCCACUGUGAUUGGGCUGGUCUCUCUGCAAUGACACCAACCCCAGGCUUGCCAUUACUGCCCACAUGAAGGGCAAGUGUGGGAAGCUAUUCUUAUUUAGCUGACAUAUUUAUUGGUAGGACUCUGGGGAAUGGGACAUUUGAAUGGGACUGAGAUAGGAAAGGCUUGAAAAGAAUCCAGAAAGAACACACCGGGAAGUAGGCAAAGUUAAAGAAAAUGACUUCCCCCUCAAAGAGCAAUGAGAGGGAAAGAAACAAACCAAAAUAAAAGAAAUAGAUUUUUUAGAAAAUGAGUAUUGCUAGGGAAUUCAACUACCUAAACAUCCCUUAUUCUUAUAUAUAAGCAGAGAAUUUUGCAAGGUAUUUAUUUUUUAAUAUGCCCUGAAUGUCUUUUGCUAUUAUGUGUAGAUUUUGCAUAUGAAAGGCUAAAGCUAAAGUUCCUUUCCUUUUUAUACUAUAGUGAACACUUUCUAUUCUCCCCAAGAAUGUUGCUCCAAAUCCGAAAUAACUGCUUCAGUUUCCUGAUAUAUAACAUUUCCAAUCAGAAGCCAGAUAACACUGGCAGGAUCUGCAAAUCAAAACACUUAAUAAUAUAACAUGGCGGCAGAAAGACCAAAGGAAACAAAAUUUUAAAAAAUGUAUUUAUCAGAAAGCAAGCAUUGCUGACUGCUUGUUAGAAACCAGUUUAGCUAUCUCAGACCAUCAGAACUUCAGCCUAAGUAACAGCAUUCAAAAGGCAAGGAGACAAGAGAUAGCAUUUCAGUUCAGUUAAACCCUAGCCACAGAAGGACUCAAGAAAGGAAGAGUUGUUUUUUUUUUCUUGGCAGACAAUUAGUGCUGCCUCCAGAAAGACUUCUCCAGCAGCUAGGCAGAACGAGCAGGGACAUCGAGUGGCUGUUCGCGAAGGAAGGAGGCCCUGAACUCCACCAAUCCUCCCCAACUCCCUCCCCAACAGGCUUUCCCCAUCACUGACCCUCCUAUGCUUUUCUUUUUUUUUAUUAAUUGCUUAUUGAUUUCCUGCUUCUGAAUUUCACCAGGCCUUAACCAGCCUCCAUCCCCAAUUAAACCAAUUCACUCUACCUAAAAUGUGUUUCUCAACCUUUUAAAAUCGUUGUCCCUUUUGAUAAACACUGAGAUUUUAAAAGCUUUCUCUUCUCACACCACUUGGAGUCUAACACGCUCCCCUGGAGUGUAUCAUUCAGAACCUUCUUGGCUGCUGGAGAAACACAGAAGAUGGAGUCUAAAUUUUAACUCCAGUUAAAAAGAUUUUGUCAAUCUUUUAAAGCAAUUAUUUUCAUUUUCCAAAUACAGAAUGUUAGUAAGUGAUUAAAUGCAAUUUUUCAUCUACCCAUGUCUCCACUCAACCUGAAGUUGUGAUACACUCUCCCAAGGAUGUUGCACACAUGAAUACAAACACACAGACACACACACCCCUCCACUGACCUACAGCCAGACACCUGCCAUGCACUUGGCAGGCUCUCUCCAAGUAUUAGCUGAGGAAGAGGAGGGAGGCAGCAAGUUUCAGGUAGCACUGAUUCUUGGACAUACUCUGUCCUGGGUCGAACCCCACUGGCAGCAGGAAUUCUGAAUGUAUUGGGGACCCCUCCUUAGGCCUUGUUUGGCCUCAAACACAGUACAGUUCAUCCAGAAUUGCUGAAGACUGAAGAUUCAGAAACAAAACCUGAACACAUCACUGAGGUCUUAAUCAUAGCAAAAUGUGAUAAACCAUGUUGUGAAAACCUUUUAUACAUUGAAGCCAUGACCAUUUUGUGUCUAUCUUACUCUAGCACAAAAAUGUUUGGAUGUUAAAAGAUAGUUGUAUUGUGUGAAAACUGUAGGAUUCUGUCUGUUGCGUUACUGUCUAUGGAAAUGAGAGGGGUCUCCCAUUUACACUUAGCCAAGUCCAUUAGUCAAUCCCAAAUGGUGUCUUGAAGCACAAUUUAGCUGAGCACUGAGUAGCACAUGCUUUCUCAGUUCAAAUUUGUCUGCCUUCUUCAACAUGUAGGGUUGAUCAAGCUACUAUUUAAUUACAAACAGCCCUUGUAUGAGAUUAACUAAAAAAUUUUGCUAUGUCUGAUCUAAAUGUUUGCAUUUUGUUCAACUAAAUUAAUAUCUGUAGAUUGCAAGUUUUGUUUAAAAGAAGACAUUGUAUUUAAGUUUUUAAGUCCUUAUCUGCUGUUCUAAGGUGCCUUUCUAACCUCCCAUUGACUCAGUGAUUCUGAAAGUUCUCAAUUUGCAAGUAAAACAAGCCUAAUAGAGAGGAGGAAAUCAGGCACAAAGUGACUAAUUCUCAUGCCCAUUUGCAAAGCAAAACUGCAAGGAAUAAUGAAACCUUGGCAACUAAAUUAAUGGAUCACUUCAUUCAACCAGAUUAAGGAAAUAUCAUAAAUAUUAACCUAUCUCCCCAGAAGCUGAUAUUUUUUGCCUUAAAUGACAUGGUUGUGUUUUUGUAAGAGAAACUUAAUUUAAUUAUGUGCAUUUAAGUGAGCAGUUCUAAAAGUCAUGUAUGACAAUGCAACUGUCUGUUUCCUGAAAACAAAUAAAUCAGGAACAUCAUAUCCAUUUCAAGCUACCAUUAAAAUGUAAUUUCCUUUGCUUUCUUUUACUGGGAUUAUUUGUUUUAAAGUAAAACAUUAAAAAGAUGUCAGUAAACAGCUAGUAUGACUAUUUUUAUCUGGAACUAACUGACUGGUCCCAUCAACAAAACUGACUGACUAUGUACAGAUUUUGGAAUGAAACAUAAAAAUUAUCUUUUUGGAGUGUU
Molecule: messenger RNA, 8079 nt
Organism: Microcebus murinus (gray mouse lemur)
Lineage: Eukaryota; Metazoa; Chordata; Mammalia; Primates; Cheirogaleidae
Gene: KCNQ5
Product: potassium voltage-gated channel subfamily Q member 5
Biological process (GO): potassium ion transmembrane transport
Cellular component (GO): membrane; voltage-gated potassium channel complex
Molecular function (GO): voltage-gated potassium channel activity
Source: RefSeq, a predicted model, not a curated record